Molecule: messenger RNA, 924 nt
Organism: Ostrinia nubilalis (European corn borer)
Lineage: Eukaryota; Metazoa; Arthropoda; Insecta; Lepidoptera; Crambidae
Exons: 1
Coding region: 1-924 (307 amino acids)
Source: RefSeq, a predicted model, not a curated record
AUGGUAAAUGAUCUUCCGGAAGUCGUCAACACGGCUUGCUGCUCUCUGUUCGCGGACGAUCUCAAAUUGUAUAUGCCAAUAAAGUGUAUUGAGGACACUAAAGCACUUCAAAGGGACAUCGAUGCCGUAACGGAAUGGGGUGUUCAGAACAAAUUACUUUUCAACACCUCAAAAUGUAAAGUGGUUACAUUCUCUAGAUCUAAAACACCAAUUUGGGCAGCAUACACUUUGUUAAGUGGUCCUCUAGAGCGUGUAACUGAAAUAAGAGACCUUGGACUAAACCUUGAUUCUAGGCUCGAGUUCCGUCAGCAUAUCAAAGCCAUCUGCAGUAGUGCACAUAAAAUACUAGGUUUUGUGAUGAGAAUAGCGUAUCAAUUUAAUGAUAACAGAGUCCCAGUUCUCCUCUACAAUGCCUACGUGCGGAGUCAAUUAGAAUUCGGAGCAAUUGUAUGGGAUAGUCCCGAAAAGAAGUACGUUCUCAUGGUUGAGAAAAUUCAAAAGAAAUUUUCUAGGUUUAUGUACAAGCGCCAGUACGGCUACUACCCCCUAUUAUAUCCGUCUCGUUUCAUAGCUGGUAUGGUAGGCAUGGACACAUUAGAGCUGCGAAGGAAACUUCUACUCGUGAAACAUUAUACCCUGAUUAUGCGAGGAAAAAUUGAUAGCCCGGCUGCUCUUAGCAGGAUAGGUAUAUCGGUCCCAAAGCUGUGUGUGGACACUGACAGAGGCCUGGUGGCUCCGCGGAGACGCCCUAGGCUAUUCAACGUGCCCGUGACGCGCACCCGCAGUGCACAAAACUGCCCUACAAUUAGAGCACUGACGUCAUUAAAUGCGCUUCUCGCGAAAAAACCCCAUAUUGACGUGUUUGUUGACAGUAUGGUUCAGUAUAUUUUGGAGGUAUACAAUUUUCUGUCGCAUAGUAUUUAA